Messenger RNA from Sorghum bicolor (sorghum), 2940 nucleotides. RefSeq lists its product as uncharacterized. The record is from RefSeq and is a predicted model, not a curated record. The transcript is spliced from 11 exons. Lineage: Eukaryota; Viridiplantae; Streptophyta; Magnoliopsida; Poales; Poaceae. Bases 1041 to 2639 code for a protein of 532 amino acids.
GUGAUUUGACCUCAUCGUUUCAGAUUGUUUUCAUCCAUGCUGCCUACUCGGCCGUGUAGUUUUCUGACGCAUUUUUGCUCGCAAGGCACACUAUCUAUCUUCUUCCUAGUGGAGGAUGGGGUAAAUAGCGCAGCCCUUUCGCUCUAUAUAUACCAGUAAAGAUUAAUUCAAAGGAGCUAACAAGAAAACCAACAAUUGUAAUCUUCUACAACUAAAAAGACUAAAACUGGGACAUUUCUUUGGUGCGGUUUUGGCCGUCGGUCGUGCGUCCGCAGCCGAAUUGACUUGGAAACCCCCACCCCCCUCCGUAAUCACCUCCCCCUUUCCCACCGUGAGCACCAGCGCCCCCGAUCCAACCCCGCAUCACCGCCUCGCGCACCAGAGCCAGCCCCCCGUUCCCCUGCAUCCGUGAGCUGCAAGUCCCUCGUCGCGGGUGGCGUCGUCCCUCGUCGCCGGUGGCGUCGUCCAUGGUCGCCGGUUGCGUGUGAAACAAUGUCAAAGCCUUCUGAUCCCCUUCCCUUCGUCCCUGGUCGCCGGUGGGCUGCCAGGUUGCUGGUGAAACAGUGUCAAAGCCCGCUGGCACGGCCGCAAGGUUGCCAUCAGAAUUCUUCUCUGAUCUGUAUCACUUUGUUGUCCUACUGCUUCCUUCGCCUUAAUUGGAGCCGUUCUAAUUCUUGCAGGAGGCAGGUCUUACAUAUCUCGUCUAUCCUGGAGCGUUUCACACACGCUUUGAACACUCAUUAGGUGUCUAUUCGUUGGCUGCAAAGGCUAUAAAUAAUCUUAAGACAUAUCAGGGAGAAGAGCUUGGCAUUGGGCUAUUAGACUGUAAAGCUUGCAGGUUGGUCUACACAUCCAGGGUACAUUAAUUAUCAAACAUCUUUGUGAUCCCGGACCUGAGUUAGGCAUUCUCUUGGAGGGGAAUUCUGUGGGUUUACCGUCAUCAGAUUGGGGAAGGUACUCCAUCGAUUUGGUGUACAUCUUUGUUGUACAUGUAUUAUGUCUACUAACUUUGCUCACUUUUAAAGAAUAAUUUGAUCAUAAUGAAAGAUAUGCAAAAUAAUGAAGGUCGUACACCUUUUGAAGACUUGACAAACACCAUCAAUUGUGGUGGCCAGUCAACAUCAAAUUCACGAGAACAAAUUGAUGAACGUGUGCAACGUAAAAGGGAAAGAGAAAAAGCACGAAGUGCAUCAAUGACUCAAGAACAAAGAGAUGAUAAAAAUAAAAAACUUAGGAAAAAGUAUCAUCAAGAAAAGUCUGAAAAAAAUGCAAUACGUCGUGAACGAUAUCAUCAGAAAAAAACAUUUGGAGUUGAAUCAACCAUGAAAAACUAUGAUGGCGAUGAAGAUAGUGAUUGGCUACAUCGAGACACCUCACCAUGCAUAUUGAUAAAGAUAACACAUGUAUCGAUUUGGGCUUUUUUCCUUGUACUAAUUUUAUUUUCUUAUGCUUGUAUGAUGUCGAGGACAAGGUUAAUACAAUUUUAUUAUAUAUAUGUAGAUGAUUACUCCAAUAUAUGUAUAGAUCAAAGCGGCAUGAUUGACAUUACGGAUGCAUCACCUGAUCUAAACCCAGGUCCUAUAAAUGCAUCCACUUCCAUCAACAAUGUUGUCACGUGUCCAAAAGAGCGUAAGCGUGAGGUAGAAAGAGCACGAAGGGCUGCAAUGUCUCCUGAACAAAAGGCGUUAUUAAAUAAGAGACGACGUGACUUGUAUGCACAGAAAAAUGCUGCAAGAAAACUGCAAAUGACUCCACAAGAAAAUAAGGUGAAACGAAAAGAGAGCAAGAAAAAAUACAAUACGAUGGUGAGAGAAAACCGAGCCAACAAUUUGCAUCCGGACUCCAUUGCUAUGGAGAGCCCUCACUUCAACCCUCAAAUUAUUUUUCCUGCUUCACCUCAAUCAUCUGAAGCGCCUCUAGAUGAUAUGGAAAUACCUGAAUUCGGUGGCACGCCUGUCCACAUUGCACCAACUGUAGUUCAAAAUCUAGAAGUUCAGACCCCUGAAUUGGUUGCGGCACAGACCAUACAUAUACAUCGAGUGACCAACGGCGAGAGAAAUGCCCUUCUAUCCCAUCGCAAUCGGGUUUUUGAAGCAAACAUUGGAGGAAGGGCUAGAGGGUGUGCGGAUGGAAAAUGCAACGAUUCGAACGGACUGACUCAACCGAGUGUUGUUUGCAACGAUGGUGUCACCCAACAAACUCCAAUUCAAGCACCUAAUAAUUGUAAUGGCACACAAACACAACCGUCUGUAGCUGACGGUACCUCUUCAAUGCCUCCAUAUAGUGCACAAGAUCAUACAUCAGACUCUAUGGUCGAGGAUGACUAUGACGAAGAUGUCAUAUUUGAGGAGGACGAGGAAGAGGAUGAGGCAUACUUUUUCGCCGGUCAAGAAGACGAGGAUGAGGGAACCGAUGUUGACACAUAUGAGCAAGAGAAUCAUGAGCCUGAUGUCCCAGAUCCAUAUGACCGGGUCUAUGCUAAUGUCCCAUCAGAGUCGCACAUGUUACCCUCGGUGCCGAACUGCAAGCACUGUAACGCAAAGAAAUUCGAUGGCGAACCCCCCGGAUUCUGUUGUAGGGGUGGAAAGAUUCAUCUUUCAAGUCCUGAGACACCACCAGAGCUCAUGAGGUUGUGGUGAAGCUCGGACGCUGAUGCUAGGUACUUUCGUGCAAACAUCAGAUACUUCAACGGCCACUUCUCUUUCACGUCUUUGUACUGCCACCUAGAUCGUAUCACCACUAACAUGCGAAUCUGUGGUGUUUACACAUUUCGUGCCCAUGGUCAGAUUUACCAUAACAUACGUCAUUUGGUAAAGAGGAGGGUGUCGAAAAAAGACACCUUGAACUUUAUUUUUAUGAUGACGACCCAUCCCUCGAGCAUCGCAUGAGCAAGUGUCGUGAGCAAUGCGCCCAAAAAGAUAGAGAAGUUAUACAACAGUU